Anopheles maculipalpis is the source of this 1168-nucleotide messenger RNA. Its product is annotated as Fc receptor-like protein 5. Lineage: Eukaryota; Metazoa; Arthropoda; Insecta; Diptera; Culicidae. Gene Ontology annotation, biological process: synapse organization. The transcript is spliced from 6 exons. The coding region runs from base 26 to 1168 and encodes 380 amino acids. Gene Ontology annotation, cellular component: neuron projection membrane. The record is from RefSeq and is a predicted model, not a curated record.
CUGUGGUGUUGAAUGUGGUGGGAAAAUGUGGCUCGAAAAGCUGGUGCUGGUGUACUUGCUCACACUGUUUAACUCGCUGGAUGGAUACUUUCUGGAUAAUCAUCACCUACAGAGCAAUGGGCGCCAUCGAAGGAAAGACUCCAACGAGGCGAAGGCAGUGCACAGAAACUCAUUAGGUCCUUUACAAAGUCAAUUUAUAACUAAGAAUAAUACUAGAGUAAUUAGUCAACGAGGAGGCCUAGCGGUGCUGCCCUGCAGCGUCACCAUGACAACACCAGCCACUGUGUCCUGGUUCCGGCGGAAAGACUACCAGCUGCUGACGGUCGGCCUUUCGACGUACAGCAGCGACGAUCGGUUCCUGGUCGAGCAUACGCGCCACCUCGGCAACUGGGCGCUGCGGAUAAAGAACGCCCGCAAGGAGGACGAAGGACUGUACGAGUGCCAAAUAUCCACCCAUCCACCCCAGUCGAUAUUCAUCGAGCUUAGGAUCGUCGAGGCGGUCGCAGAAAUUCUCGAAGCGCCCGAUUUGCAUAUAGACGAAGGAUCGACGCUGCGACUGGAAUGCAAACUGAAACGUGCCACCGAAAGUCCGCUUUACGUCUUUUGGUAUCACGAGGAUCGGAUGGUGAACUACGAUCAGGAGGAUGGUGUGUCUGUGUCGAACAAUAAGCUCACCUCCAGCAUUCUCACGGUGCGGAAUGCGACGGCUCGGCACGGUGGCAACUACACCUGCGCUCCGGCCAACGCGCGCCAAUCGAGUGUUUACGUGCACGUGCUGAAAGGUGAAAAGUUGGGCGCAAUGCAACAAACAAACAAAAACCCAACGGCAACGUCCGGUGCCAGUGCGACCCUGUCACUAACCGCAUAUCGGUGCGGUUCGUUACGGCCAACGGUGGACCGGAGCAGCACGUACUGUCUGGUGCUGGUUAGUUUGCUUCCUGCCACGAUCAGUCUCAUCACGAUGCUGACAUGUUGGUCGGUGGCGCCGAGCGUCAACAGCACGAUGCCAGCCCGACCGACGACGGAACACAAGCGACGACGGCACGUUACGGCUUGCCACGCCGCCCAGCGCCCCGGGCGUACCGCACUGCACUGUAUACUAACCGUUCUUCUACACUUCGUAAAGACUAUCUUCAGCAAAAGUAUUAAAUUGUUCGAUGUUGAUUAA